This is a messenger RNA of Pecten maximus, 2649 nucleotides long. RefSeq names its product NF-kappa-B inhibitor cactus-like. The coding region runs from base 263 to 1318 and encodes 351 amino acids. The transcript has 4 exons. The record is from RefSeq and is a predicted model, not a curated record. Gene Ontology annotation, molecular function: protein binding. NCBI's taxonomy places the organism in Eukaryota, Metazoa, Mollusca, Bivalvia, Pectinida, Pectinidae.
CGAGGCUUUGGGAAUUUCCAUCAGAUUAUACUAGAAAGCUCUUGGUAUGAAUUGGCUGUUAACAUUCAAAUCGAAGUUACGAGAUCCAAGCCAUGGACAUUUUAUCAUAGAGAUCGUUGUGAGACUUUGGAAAGUCUUUAUCGUGUUUUUGAGAAUUUGACAGCUCAAGUUCUCCAGCAGGAAUAUUGUCCGCCAUUUUGUAAGUCGAGUUGGCACAUCGUUGAUUCUUUGUGAGGACAGGUAAAUUUACGUAACCAUCAACAUGUCAAGUGAUUUAGAAUGCAACGAUAUUGAGUUAGAUUGUGAACAAGAUGACCUGGUUACUGAUUGUGCACCGCACACUGGACCUUUUCUUCUUGACAUUGGAGUUAGGCCUCACAUCGACUUUUCUCUAAAGAAAGGGCAUGUUUAUUCUGAACACUUUGACUCGGGCAUUGGCGAAAGCUUGAAAAGUCAGGACUUUGUUACAAAACAGCUACAAGAUUUGCACAUUUCUUCUGUUGAAAAUGUUGCGUUUUGUGAGGUGAACGAUUUACAGAGGACUGAAAACGUGACCCCCCAAAAUGAAUAUUCCCCUGCUAACCAAGUGGAUAUAGUGUACGCGCAGGAUGCAGAAGGAGACACGCAGCUUCACUUGGCUAUUAUCCAGAACAUAUAUCAACUUUGCUCAUACUUUAUCAACAUUGUUCCCCAUUAUAAUUUCCUGAACAUACAAAAUGAUAUGAUGCAAACAGUUCUGCACCUGGCUGUGAUGACCAAAAUGCCUUCAAUUGUGAGACGCCUGAUUGUGGCAGGAGCAGAUGUGACUUUUCGAGAUCACAGAGGCGAUACUCCCUUGCACAUUGCAUCCAGAUGUGGAGAUCAAGAGAGUGUCCGAGAGCUCUUAGAACCAGUAUCCUAUCAAGAAACCCUCCAAAAUUCAUACAAGAUCCCAUACCAAAAAAUUCCACAAAAUUUGGAAUUAAGAAAUUACAAUGGCCAGACGUGUCUACAUGUAGCAGCAGAGGGUUCAUAUUUAGAGGUGUUGCAUCUCUUGUUGUCCAAAGGAUCCGACAUCAACACAAUGGAUGGAAAAAGUGGAAGGACAGUAUUGCAUUACGCAGCAGAAACCAAUAACAAACCACUCUUGGAGUUCCUCUUACAAAACUACCGAGUAAAAGUUGAUGCAAGAACAUAUGGAGGUCAGACACCUCUGAUGCUUGCCCAAGGUCGAGGGCACAAUAGCGUUGUCCAGAGGCUGAUGCAGGCAGGGGCAAGAUUUCAACUCCCACGAGAAGACUCGGAUAGUGAUGACGAUAUGGAUGAGUCUAAUAGGUAGAUACAGUAUUCUGUCCAUCCCAGGACAUGACACAAAGUCCUUCAAAAGGUCAUUGUAUGGCUCAAAAACAAAUGGAGGUGAGGAAACAUGCAGUCAGCGACAACUGGCCUCUGGGACGCUGUCCAGAACAGGCUGCAGCAGAGAGGCAGUCAUCCGCCAACAGAUGCAGCUUCCAGGAAAAUAUUGCCAGUCGUGAUCAACUCUGUAAUUCUAACUGUUUCUUCGCAAUGCCAAGUGCUGGAAAUUUAACAAUACCACCGAGUUGGAAACAAGUAGAAUUACAGGAUUAAAUCAUGUGAAUCGGACCAAGAAAAGCACGUUUUGAUGAAAUACUGACAGAAUUGGACAUUGAAACAUAGCACUCGUCCCCAGUCAUAAGAUAUCAAUAUAGACUUUCUGUGUGCCAGGGAUACACAAAAAAUUACAUAACAUGCUGUAUAAUAUCAUUUCAUUACACUUACAGACUGCAGUGUACACAUUUAUAAUAUUAUGCUAUAAGAUACUGUACCAUUAGGGAUAUAUCCUAUGUAUAUACUGUACUAUUGGGGAUAUAUUCAAAUAGAUACUGUACUAUUAGGGACUAUCUAUGAGGGUAAAUGUAUAUUUCCUACCAUACAUGUUUAGGUUUUAUUGUCACGUUAUUUGUUUUUUAUCAUGAGAUAGGACAAUAGGAGUAAAAUUAAUAUUUUAAUUGAUUUACAAUGUUAGGAAAUCAUAUAUGUUUUUUACAACCAGAACGGUAAAGGCGAGGAUAUACCUAAUUUAUUAACAGCAUAUUAAUACAUUACUUUACAAGUACCACAUCAAGAGAUGUAUUUACACGAAUCCUUUGUAUAUAUAUACCCUGGUAUAUAUGGAUAAUACAAUACUAUUGUUAGGUCACUGAUUGAACGUGUGUCUGUGUGAUAUUUUCCAUAACUGUUUCCUCUUGGUAUAAUCAUCUAUACAGAUGUUGUGAUGUAAAGGAAUUGGAAGGCAAUUAUUCAUGACCUCAACCAAGACUGUACAAUUACCUUGGAGGUUAGUGAAUGUCACAAUUCGGGAGUAAAUCAACACAUUGAGAUAGGAAAAAAAGGAUAGUUUUAAGAACUGUGAAUGCUCUUGAUUGAUGCAUGUCGGAUUGAGAGAAAGACCGUUAUCAGAUAUGGGAGAUGACCAAUGAUGUCAUGACAACGGCUAUGGUGUUCCAAUGAGAGAGUACCUGUUGUGCUAGAGUGUGUACCUGUAUAGAUGUUAUUUUUUUAAAUUGUAAAAAUGUUAAAACCCCAACAAAAAAAAUACAAAAUGUUAAACAAAAUGACGGAAAAAAAUCAAUAAAAUAAUGAAAAAUA